GAGGCUGCGGCGCCUGUGGCCUCCGCUCCGCCCCCCCCUCCGCCUACACUACUGUCGCCGCGGCCGCGGAGGCCCGGAGGGAGGGAGGGAGUCGAGUCCCCGCUCGCCGCGCCGCCAGUCCGACCCUCGGUUCCGCCGCGUGAGCAACCGGCCGAGUGGAGCUCCGCGCAGCCGCCUGAGCUGCGGCCUCCCCCUCUGCAGGUGCCUGUGAGGAGGCGCCGUAGCCGCAGCCGCGAUCCGCGCCCGCUGGCGGAGCCCUAGCUCCUCGCGCUCCUGAAGUACUGCCCGGCCCGUGGAGGCCGCCGCGGGGCCCGGCGCUCAGCAUGAACCGCAGCCACCGGCACGGGGCGGGGAGCGGCUGCCUGGGCACCAUGGAGGUGAAGAGCAAGUUUGGAGCUGAAUUUCGUCGAUUUUCACUGGAGAGAUCAAAACCUGGGAAAUUUGAGGAAUUUUAUGGAUUACUGCAACACGUUCAUAAGAUACCCAAUGUUGAUGUUUUAGUAGGCUACGCAGACAUCCAUGGAGACUUACUGCCUAUAAAUAAUGAUGAUAAUUACCACAAAGCUGUGUCAACAGCCAACCCACUGCUUAGGAUCUUUAUACAAAAGAAGGAAGAAGCGGACUAUAGUGCCUUUGGUACAGACACACUAAUAAAGAAGAAGAACGUUUUAACCAAUGUGUUGCGUCCUGACAACCACAGAAAGAAGCCACACAUCGUCAUUAGUAUGCCCCAAGACUUUAGACCUGUGUCUUCUAUCAUAGAUGUGGAUAUUCUCCCAGAAACACAUCGCAGGGUUCGUCUUUACAAAUAUGGCAUGGAGAAACCCCUGGGAUUCUACAUCCGAGAUGGCUCCAGUGUCAGGGUGACACCACAUGGCUUAGAGAAGGUCCCAGGGAUCUUUAUAUCCAGGCUUGUCCCAGGAGGUCUGGCUCAAAGCACAGGACUAUUAGCUGUUAAUGAUGAAGUUUUAGAAGUUAAUGGCAUAGAAGUUUCGGGGAAGAGUCUUGAUCAAGUAACCGACAUGAUGAUUGCGAACAGCCGCAACCUCAUCAUAACAGUGAGACCAGCAAACCAGAGGAAUAAUGUUGUCAGGAACAGUCGGACUUCCGGCAGCUCUGGCCAGUCUACUGAUAAUAGCCUUCUUGGCUAUCCACAGCAGAUGGAACCAAGCUUUGAGCCAGAGGAUGAAGACAGUGAUGAAGAUGACAUUAUUAUUGAGGACAGUGGUGUGCCACAACAGAUUCCAAAAGCUGUUCCCAAUACUGAGAGCCUGGAAUCAUUAACGCAAAUAGAGCUCAGUUUUGAGUCUGGACAGAAUGGUUUUAUUCCCUCUAAUGAAGUGAGCUUAGCACCUGUAGCAAGUGGCACAAACACAGAAUUUGAAACACAUGCUCCAGAUCAGAAACUCUUAGAAGAAGAUGGGACAAUCAUAACAUUGUGAAACCCUGUGUGCAUGUUUUCUGAGGGAGGACGCCGUGGGGACUUGUGCAUUUGGCUAGUUCAAAGAGCAUAUACCUCUGACCAGUUAUGUGGAAUGGGCAUGAGAAAAUAUUGCAAGCUUAGAAUAUUAUUAAAAUAAUAGUUUGAUAAUUGUUAAUAUAAAUUUUGGUGGAUCAGAGGUGAAUUUAAGUCUAAAACAAAGGGGCCUUUGCUAAUGAAUUAUGUGCUUUGGUUAUUUUGUCUGUGGAGAACUGGAUGUUGAAGCACAUUCUCAGAACUGUGGGAGAGGACUGGAUCAUUUCUGCUUGAAUUGGUUGCAUAUUAAACCUGCUGUGCAGAGCCCACUUAGUUUUUCCUUUAUAUUUUAAAAAUUCUAAUGUGAAGAAGUCUGAUCCUAUCUCUCGGUACGUUGGGGCCUCAGCUAUUACGUUUCCAGUGUCUUAUUUUUUUCAAUGUUGUUCCUUCAUUACUAAUUGUAACAAAUUGUUUUGUAAAUGCAUUUUUUUUUUUUUUUUAGAGACAGAGUCUCACUUUGUCCCCCUCAGUAGAGUGCUGUGGCAUCACAGCUCACAGCAACCUCCAACUCCUGGGCUUACGUGAUUCUCUUGCCUCAGCUUCCCGAGUAGCUGGGACUACAGGCGUCCACAAUGCCUGGCUAUUUUUUGUUGCAGUUUGGCCGAGGCUGGGUUCGAACCCACCACUCUCAGUAUAUGGGGCCAGCACCCCACUUACUGAGCCACAGGUGCCGCCUAAUGCAUUUUUUUUCUAAUUUCUAAGAAAUCAAAUGACUUGGCUGUUUUCAGGAGUUGCUUGUCAUGUGAAGCAUCAAAGCUGUGCUCCUGAGUGACGACACUCUGUAGCAGUUGUGCAAGUUGGUGUUUGUCCAUCCUGUUGUUUUCAUAUUUACAAACUAAUUCCGUGUGGGUAUGAUUUAUGUUUUAAUGGCGAUUCCGGUGACUCUGGAAAUAAUGGGAGACUCUGCUCUAACCUCUUUCUUCUUUCCUCAUUCCCAGUCUCACUGGAAAUCAUUCUGUUUGUUGUUAGUGUCUUUUGUUGGUUUCCUUUUAUACUCUUAAUGUAUUCAGUUUCAAAUCAUUUUGGAUGAAAAAUGCACCGAAAUUAAGAGAUUUUUACACACAGGACAAACUUGUGCACUUUUUAUACAAAAAAGUUGGGUUUUCCUUUGACAGGAUUUAUAGAAACACUGCCUACACUUUAUGAAAAAUAUGUAGUAUUCUCCUAUGACAGGUAAGAUUUUUCACUAUUAAUUUUAUGAGGCUAUUUAUUACUUCCUAAUAGUGCAUCCACUUAGAACAUGUCAAGAGUGAGGCUGCUAACAAUCAUUCCUCGCCUGAUUUCACUGUACAAUGUGCACAAGCAAAUGGUAUGCUUGUAUAUAGAAACUAAGAAUAUUACGAAGUACAUAAGUUCCCUGUGGCUUAUGAAGAGUUAUUUAUUAAUUAAUUUUAUGGUAGGGCUAGUAUGAAUACCUUUUUAACAACUGUGUGCUAUUAAAACAAUGAAGAUUCAAAUGACUCCGUUUUGAAGGAUGUUUUCUCUGUAUGGUAAAAUAUAUGAAGAAGUCUUAAUUAAAUGAAGAUCACUUAACUCAGAAUACUUCAAUGCAUUUUGUUCACAUUACCAUUAUGCAUAUUAUCAGUGAACUAUUAGCUGUACAUUAUAUAAUACAAUGUACUUUCUGUUGAAUUCAUUCUUCCAUUUAUAUACCACUUUCUUUUGAAUGGCAUUCCGCUUUAACAUUCUGUGGGUCUUAUAAGUUUGACUCUUGAAUGGCAAAAUAAUGUUAGUCUGUAGAAGGUUAAAUUUCAUUUAUACUAUAAGUGGUGCAGGGGUUCAACAUUGUAAGUAAAAAUAUUUUUACACACUACCUCUCUUUUUUUUAAACAAAGUUUUAACAUCAGAACUUUUCUCUUGGGGGAAAAAUACUUCAGGGCUUGACUUUUUGUACAAAUUUUAACUGUAAAAUACAGAUUUAUCUUGUAUGCGUUUAUGAAAAUGGAAAUCCAAGCUGCUAGUGCUUUUUGUUUUAAUUAUCCCGCUAAGGGUAUAUGUCAAUGGUGUUUCCAACUAGAUUUCUGUCAUUUAAAUUAUUGGUGAAAUAAUUGAUUACUGGACGUAUUGUAAAACCAGUAUGGAUUAUACAAUAAAAUAUUAACUCAUUAAUAGAAUCAAUUAUUUCAAGUGUACCAUAUUAACAAAAAUCAGUGGGUCCAGUGUAAAAUUUUAUAGUACUAAAUGUCAAGCCUAACUGUGAAUUUUGUUCUGUAUCUUAAGUAAAUUUAAGGUAAUGUCCUUGAGCUAUCAACAAAAUAUAUGUACUUUUGUGAACUAUGAAUUUUCUAAUUAAAUUUUACAUGCUAUAACAUGAUUUUUACAUGAAUGAUACUUUGUUUAAACUAUCAAAUGUCAGUAUUUUACUACAAUUUUAUUAUAAAAUGUACAUUAUCACUAAAUGAAUUUUGAUUUUAAAAAUCAAAUUAGCUUUAGUUGUAUAUUAUUUUUUACAAAUAAAGAUAGACUUGUAUAAAGGCUA
This is a messenger RNA of Nycticebus coucang (slow loris), 3995 nucleotides long. RefSeq names its product par-6 family cell polarity regulator beta (gene PARD6B). Bases 324 to 1442 code for a protein of 372 amino acids. The record is from RefSeq and is a predicted model, not a curated record. Lineage: Eukaryota; Metazoa; Chordata; Mammalia; Primates; Lorisidae. Gene Ontology annotation, cellular component: nucleus; cell cortex; apical plasma membrane. Gene Ontology annotation, molecular function: protein kinase C binding. The transcript is spliced from 3 exons. Gene Ontology annotation, biological process: centrosome cycle; establishment or maintenance of cell polarity; regulation of cellular localization.